GAGACAAAACCGAAAGUACCAGUAACCGGACGGCGUUAGGGACGGAGAGGAUUCUGGACAUCACAUGGUGAGUUUAUAACGUGGUUAACCAGCGAUGACGUGUUUUACUGACGUGUAGAUUGAAAAUAGCGCACACGAGUUCACGGCAGCUUUAAGGGAAACCGCAGUUAGUUUUCCAUUUCUGCCCACAAAACGACCAACACAUCCCUGUUAUGGAGGAGACACACACCACAGACGGUCCAUCGAGGACAUUCAGAGUCAUGUAGUGUAGUGUACACUGUAGUGGACACGCCAGUACAGCGGUUACUCACUGCAGAGGUCAAAGAGCAGCAUCUCAGUUCUCUGGCUGUGUUCCUAAGAAUUUCAGCUCCAUAAUGGAGCCUCAUAACUCCAGUUGUGGUGGAGGAACCUCUGACCCAAACACAUUGACUCACAAAGGCCUUUCAGCCAUGUUUGGAGAACUUCUGAAUGAGUGUGUGAGGGACAUCGGAAGCACCAGCACUUUGACUGAGAGAAGCCUUUCGGCCAUGUUUACAGAUGUGUUGGAGGAGUGUGUUGGGGAUUCCACGAGCAACAAUUCGCAGACACAGGGAGCGACAUCUUCAGCACACAGUGAGCCUGUUAAACGUGACUGGUCCAUGGUGGAGCCCACUGGACUCAGCAGUGGAGAUGAGCCAUGUGAACCAAAGUCAAAGAGAUCAGCAUCUCCAGUACCCAGCUGCAUGUCUAUGAAGAGUCACUCAUCCAAGCUAGAGCCCCCUGAAUUCAGCAGAGGAAAUGCGACCUAUGAAACGAAUCAGCAGGGUAAAAGAGAAGUAUCUCCAGCACCCAGCACUGAGUCAGCAUCUUUUGGACCAAAUUUGCAGACACAGAGAGCGACAUCUUCAGCACACAGUGAGCCUGUUAAACGUGACUGGUCCAUGAUUGAGCCCACUGGAUACAGCAGUGGAAAUGAGCCAUGUGAACCAAAGUCAAAGAGAUCAGCAUCUCCAGUACCCAGCUGCAUGUCUAUGAAGAGUCACUCAUCCAAGCUAGAGCCCCCUGAAUUCAGCAGAGGAAAUGCGACCUUUGAACCGAAUUUGCAGACCCAGAAAGCUGCAUCUUCAGCUCCCAGCUGUGUGUCUAUGAAGAGUGACAAGUCAAUGGAGCGUCCUCCACAACUCAGUAUGGAAACUGUGACCACUGACCCAAAUCUGCAGACCCAGAGAGCUGCAUCUUCAGCUCCCAGCUGUGUGUCUGUGAAGAGUGACAAGUCCAUGGAGCGUCCUCCACAACUCAAUAUGGAAACUGUGACCUUUGACCCAAAUUUACAGACCCAGAAAGCUGCAUCUUCAGCUCCCAGCUGUGUGUCUAUGAAGAGUGACAAGUCAAUGGAGCGUCCUCCACAACUCAGUAUGGAAACUGUGACCACUGACCCAAAUCUGCAGACCCAGAGAGCUGCAUCUUCAGCACCCAGCUGUGUGUCCAUGAAGAGUGACAAGUCCAUGGAGCGUCCUCCACAACUCAAUAUGGAAACUGUGACCACUGACCCAAAGCAGCACUCCACAGAGGCAGCAGAGCAACAGGAAUCCAGCCAACCAAUAGAUGAUGUCUUGCACAGAGUCUUAGAGAGACACAAAAUACACAUGAAGAACAAGUGUGAGAGCUUAUUUGAGGUAGUCCAAAUACAAAAGAAUAAAACGCUCCUGAACAGAAUUUACACACAGCUCUACAUCAUAGAGGGAGAGAGUGAAGGCGUGAAUAAAGAACAUGAGGUUUUACAGAUGGAGAAACAACCCAGGAAGCAGCACUUACAAGACACCGCCAUUAACUGCAAUGACAUUUUUGAAUCCUCGGUCGAACCAGUACUCGAGGAAGAUAUAAAACACAGGAAGAACCUUAGAACAGUGAUGACUAAGGGCAUCGCAGGCAUCGGAAAAACCGUCUCUGUGCAAAAGUUCAUUCUGGACUGGGCUGAAGGAAAAGCCAAUCCUCAUAUUGAUACCAUGUUUGUGCUUCCAUUUCGGGAGCUGAACUUGAUUAAAGAUGACCAGUAUAAUCUUCAUACGCUUCUGUGUAACUUCCAUCCUGAGCUCAAAGAUCUGGAUAUAAAGAUGUAUGAUAUGUGCAAAGUUGUGUUCAUCUUCGAUGGUCUAGAUGAAAGUAGAAUCCCACUGAAUUUUUCACAGUGUGAGAAAGUAUCUGACAUCACCUUGACAUCAUCAGUGGGUGUGCUGAUGACAAACCUCAUCAGGGGAGACCUGCUUCCCUCUGCUCUCAUCUGGAUAACAUCUCGGCCGGCAGCAGCCAAUCAAAUUCCCCCUGAGUACAUCAACCGUUUGACAGAAAUUCAAGGAUUCAAUGAUCCACAAAAGGAGGAAUACUUUAGGAAGAGAAUAAGUGAUCAGGAUCAGGCUGACAGAAUCAUCUCACACAUUAAAACAGCUAAGAGCCUCCACAUCAUGUGCCACAUACCAGUCUUCUGUUGGAUCUCAGCCACUGUUCUUCAGGAAAUCUUAGAAUGCCGUAUCAAUGCAGAGAUCCCUAAAACGUUGACAGAGAUGUACAUACAUUUCUUGCUCAUUCAGACACAUGUGAAAAACCAGAAGUAUGGAAAGGCCAAAGAUAGAGACCUAACAGAACAGCUGGGACCCAACAGAACCAUGAUUUUAAAACUGUCCAAACUAGCGUUCAGACAGCUGGUGAAGGGCAAUGUGAUGUUCUAUGAAGAAGACCUGAGAGAGUGUGGCAUUGAUGUCAAAGAGGCCUCGCUGUACUCUGGAAUUUGCACUGAGAUCUUUAAGGAGGAAUCUGUGCUUUACCAGAGGAAAGUUUACUGCUUUGUGCAUCUGAGCUUUCAGGAGUUCCUGGCUGCUUUCUAUGUGUUUUAUUGCUAUAUGAACAAGAACAUGGAAACACUUCAGUAUUUUAAACCACCAUACAAAGAGUGGUCUGAGAAUGUAACGCUUGAAGAUCUGCUUGAGGGAGCAGUGCGUAAAGCCUUAAAGAGUCAGAAUGGAAGCCUAGAUCUUUUCCUCCGUUUCCUGCUGGGCAUCUCACUGGAGUCCAAUCAAAGACUUCUACAAGGCCUACUAAUGCACACACAAAGCAGCUCAGACAGCAUCAACAAAAUCAUAACCUACAUUCAGAAACAAAUCAAAGGAGAGGAUGAGAUGGAAUUGGAGCGGAUAUCAGUGAUGAUGAACAUCUUGAAGAUGAUGAUGAAAAAACUGGAAGAAAGACAGUGUCUUCCUGCUGACAGAUCCAUCAACCUGUUCCUUUGCCUGACUGAAAUGAAUGACCAGUCUUUAUCUAGAGAGAUCCAGACGUAUCUCAAAUCAGAGAAACACUCAAAAAUCCUGUCUCCUGGACAGUGCUCAGCUCUAGCCUGCAUGCUUCUGAUCUCGGAGGAAGUGCUGGAAGAAUUUGAGCUGAAGAAAUAUAACACAACAGAGGAAGGUUAUAGAAGACUGAUCCCAGCUGUAAGCAACUGCAGAAGAGCUCUACUAGCUGGUUGUAAUCUGUCCACAAGCUUCUGUGAAGUACUAACAUCAGCUCUACAAUCAGCAAAUUGUCCCAUGAAAGAACUGGAUGUCAGUAACAACAUCCUGCAGGAUGCAGGAGUGGAGCUUCUCGCUGGGGGACUGAAAAGUUCCAACUGUAACCUGGAGAUUCUAAGACUCGCUGGGUGUAAUCUCACCCAAAACUCCAGUGAAAUUCUCAGCUCCAUUCUGAAAUCAGCAAAUUCCACCCUAAAAGAACUGGACAUUGGUUAUAACAUCCUACAGGAUUCAGGAGUGGAGUUGCUCUCUGAUGGACUGAAGAGUUCAACUUGUAAACUGAAGAUCCUGAGGCUGCCUGGCUGCAAUAUCACCACAAAGUCUUGUGAAAUACUAACAUCAACUCUGCAAUCAGCAAACUCCAGCCUGAAAGAACUGGACCUCAGUAACAACUUUCUGCAGGAUGCAGGAGUGGAGCAGCUGUCUGCUGGACUGAAGAGUUCAUACUGUAAAGUGGAGAUACUCAGACUAGCUGGUUGUAAACUGUCCAUUAGCUCCUGUGAAAUACUUUGUUCUUCUCUAAAAUCGGCAAACUCCCUGCUGAAAGAAUUAGAUCUUAGUAACAAUGACCUACAGGAUUCAGGAGUGGACCUGCUCUCUGCUGGACUGAAGAGUUUACACUGUAAACUGGAGAUACUCAGAUUGUCUGGUUGUUUGGUGACAGAGAAGGGCUGUUCUUUUUUGGAUUCAGCUCUAAAAUCAAACCCCUCACAUCUGAAAGAACUGGAUCUGACCUACAACCAACCAGGAGACUCAGGAGUGAAGCUACUCUCUGCUAGACUGGAGGAUCCACACUGCAAACUAGAGACUUUUAGACUAGCUGGCUGUAAUCUCACUACGGAUUCUUGUAUGACACUUGCAUCAACUCUACAAUCCAAAAACUCUACUCUGAAAGAAUUGGAUAUCAGUACCAAUGACCUGCAAGAUGCAGGAGUGGAGCUGCUUUCUGCUGGGCUGAGGAGUUCACACUGUAAACUGGAGAUACUUAGAUUAUCAGGCUCCUUGGUGACGGAGGAAGGCUGCUCUUUUUUGGCUUCAGCUCUAAAAUCAAACCCCUCACACCUGAAAGAACUGGACCUGUCCUACAAUAACCCAGGGGAGUCAGGAGUGAAGCUACUCUCUGCUAGAUUGGAGGAUUCACACUGCAGACUGGAAACACUGAGGGUGGAGCACGGAGGGAAGAUCAGGAUCAAACCAGGCCUAAGAAAAUAUGCCUGUGAACUUACACUGGACCCAAACACGGUACACACAGAUCUUGCUCUGUCCGAGGGGAACAAAAAAGUGAAGUCUGUGAGAGAGCCGCUGGUGUAUCCUGAUCAUCCAGAAAGAUUUGAUAUCUGGUUGCAGGUGCUGUGUAGAGAGAGUGUGUCAGGACGCUCUUACUGGGAGGCUGAGUGGGGUGGGAGGGGGGCUGCUAUAGCAGUGACUUAUAAAGGAAUCAGCAGGAAAGGAGGCGGUGAUGACUGUCGGUUUGGAUAUAAUGAUAAAUCCUGGAGGCUGUACUGCACCAAUUCAGCUGGGACAAACAGUUACUCUGUGUGGCACAAUAAGAAAAUCACUGACAUACCUGCCCCCACUCCUAGCUCCAACAAAGUAGGAGUAUAUUUGGACUGGGCAGCCGGCAUUCUGUCUUUCUACAAUGUCUCCUCAGACACAGACACACUGACCCACCUUCACACAUAUCACUCUAAAUUCACUGAGCCCCUCUAUGCUGGAUUUUGGAUUGGUUUUGACUCUUCAGUAUGUGUUUUAGAUCAAAUAGCUUGCUGAGUCUGUAGGUAAACCAACACUGCUCUACUCAUACCAAUACAGUUCUUGGCAAAAAAAACCACCACUGCAAGUGUUUGUCCUCUGCUACUUAGAUCACUCACUGUUGGGCAUCCAACCAAAAUGCAUGAUUAUGUCUUUUUAUCAGUUUGGGACUACAGAUUACACAGAGACAUUUUGGCUAUGUUCACACAACACUGCUGAGUCAAGGAAAACUCUGAAAGCAAAAUGUAAAGAAUCUGAGGACGCGAACCAAAGAGGUGACUGUGGCUGAAUAACAUGGCAAUUUGCAGCGAGCUUGAACACAUUCUGUGUGAUGAGCCCAGCUGUCAGCCAUCGAAACUUUGUGAUCGCAUCUGUGAUGUUGGCAAAGAUGAAACUGAAAGCUCCGGAAGCAACUGGUGUUCGUUCAUAGUCAUGAUUGUUUACCUCUGGAUGAGCCACAUGAAGCAACAUGAAGCACUGUUUUUUUGUGCAUGCACGUCAGUUUGGGAGCGUGAUCUGUGCAGACUAAUGUAGCAUAGAAAAGGUAAUGUGAACAGCCAAACAAAAAAAAAUCUGAUUUGGUGAAAAAAUCUGAUUUGGGCCACUUUUAGCUGCUGUGUGAAUGUAGCCUUUCUCCCCUCUGCAACCCCUUUAUAUUAGUUUCUGGCAAUACUCCUUUUUGUUGUUAUUUUUGCCCACAGUGUCACCAAACCGGUGCAAACUGGCUAGCAAGUGCUUUCUCCACAACAUAUGAAGCACCAUCACAUCUUUACAAACUGCUACUUAUGGACCCUUAUUGAAUAACUCCCAAUUCUGUUAGUUCUGUAACUGCUAAUUCUGUUGCCUAGCAUCAAGCUGUGUGAUGGGGUUAAGGGUGGACUAUCCUACCCACCCAGAGAGAGGGGACAGUUAUGCUGUCCUGGACAAAGAUGCCUGAGGCAUAGCCAAUGAUUGAGCCCCCUUCAUUGUACAGUAAUGUUUGUAAAACUUGCUGAUAAUAGUUGAAGAAGUGCCAUGAAUAUUUUUUUAAUCAGCUGGAAGGCCAGAACUUGCACGUAACUGCUUGUACAUUUGAUGGAUUUAUUUAUUUUUCUGUUUAUUUAUUUAUUUAUUUAUUUAUUACAUGUAUUUUUUGUUGCUUUGUUACU
Messenger RNA from Colossoma macropomum (tambaqui), 6439 nucleotides. Its product is annotated as NACHT, LRR and PYD domains-containing protein 12-like. The transcript has 23 exons. Lineage: Eukaryota; Metazoa; Chordata; Actinopteri; Characiformes; Serrasalmidae. Gene Ontology annotation, molecular function: protein binding. The record is from RefSeq and is a predicted model, not a curated record. The coding region runs from base 375 to 5309 and encodes 1644 amino acids.